Suillus fuscotomentosus is the source of this 2466-nucleotide messenger RNA. RefSeq lists its product as uncharacterized. The transcript has 10 exons. The annotation marks the transcript as partial. Lineage: Eukaryota; Fungi; Basidiomycota; Agaricomycetes; Boletales; Suillaceae. Gene Ontology annotation, biological process: regulation of telomere maintenance via telomerase; telomere capping. Gene Ontology annotation, molecular function: telomerase inhibitor activity; G-rich strand telomeric DNA binding. The record is from RefSeq and is a predicted model, not a curated record. Gene Ontology annotation, cellular component: chromosome, telomeric region; nuclear telomere cap complex.
GACGCCAACCCCCCAUCUAAAUGCCCGCAGCCUGAAAAUGUUGGUUGUCAGAUGGUGCAAGAAGAACUAGCUCCCGUCCUCAUACCCCUUCCGCAUCGCAACCCCUCAGUGGCUGAUAUCUCUCAAUCUAGCACGCAGUCACCGGAAAGGGAGCUCACAAAAGCACAGAAGCGCAGGAGGCAAAGGCAGGCAGCGGAGAAACAACUACCAAUCCAAGCCGCUCCCGAGGCCUGUCCGGAAUCGACCGGGCAUGAGACGGUAUCGCCCCCCUUAGAGGUAGUAGUUGCUUCGGCAUCUCUGCCCUCACCCGUUGUACAAUCACCACAAGUGUCAUCCAGGGAGGGCGCAAGCUCAAGUUCUGAACAGGCUGCUUCGUCGUCUAACGGGCUCGCCCAAAUAGGGGAAGCUGUGUCCUUACUGACUCCUGCGCACGACUCUGCACCCAAUCAUGGACCUCUGGCCAUGAAUGCUGGAUUGGCUAUGCGCAGGGGGGUCCAGUUUAUACCAAUUAGGAACGUUCAGGUGGGACUAGGAUUCUUCAACGUCAUUGGCGUUGUCACUUCAGCCAAGCUUCCAACAUCAACGCGCACACAGGAAUGGACCCGUGUUUUCUCCAUUGUCGACCCAUCCUGCAUGGAAUAUGGUGCAGAUUGUUUGGCUUAUAAAUUUACAGUCAAUUGCUUCCAGAAAAAGCACGUUGCAUGGCUCCCUCAGGCUGAAGUUGGAGACAUCGUUAUUUUUUGGAGGUUAAAGGCUACCACGUUCAACAGCGGGGCUCUCAAUGGCACAGGGUACUGGGAUAAGCUUCGAUGGGUCACCUACGAUACCAAAAUGCGGCGCUUCCGCAAACCCGACGAAGAGGAUGCUUUGCGUUCUGAAACAUCAUACCGAGGGCUUGGUCGUUCAUACUCGCCUUACUACGAGCCAAAUAUGCAAGGUGAAGAAGUGAAGUACUGUGCUCAGCUGGCCGACUGGUGGCAGGCCAUACAAGAGAAAUCGCAAGGUAUCACAGCCGCGCAGUGUGUCUCACAGCCUUCGCGAGAGCAUCAUCUGAUCUCUGAAGUCGCACCGGAUGCCUUCCCUCAAGGUUAUUUUGAUUGCACCGUCGAAGUUUUGCACAGCUAUGACAACAGCAGUGGAUCCUGCACCGUAUACGUCACUGACUACACCAUAAAUGCUCACACCAACAUUCCUCGAGCAAAUUGGUGUUCGCCAGAGCUGGCCGCAUAUGUCUUCAGAAUUGAAAUGUGGGACGACGCGAGGCGCCUUGCGAAGACGAUGCAGCCCGGCCAAUGCUGGUACCUCCCAAAUGCACGUGCGAUGGUAGACUCCUGCCUCCAUAUCUAUGGUAAAUUGGUGGAAACCCAUAAGUCAAAACAGCUUGAUCAGGUCCAAGAUGGCGAACAACUGCAUUUCUGCGCAUUGCUAGAACGCAAAAAGAAGUUUCAGCAGGGGGAAGGCUGCCCUUCUGUAUGGUUUGAUAACUGGUUGAUUGAAGAUUUUGACGAAGAAGUAGGACUAUUCAACUGCACAGUCGAGGUCCUUCAUGCCGAUCUUGCUUCUGCAGAAGAGCCAUUAGUCUAUGUCACAGAUUACACGUUCAAUCCUGACCUCAUCGAGCUAGCAGAGCCUGCUUCCUGGGCCCUUGGCCUUGACCGCCGGAUCCUUAAAAUUGCCCUGGAGGGUGGACAGAAAGGGAGAGCUCGUGAUCUUCAGCCAGGCGUGAUGUAUAGAAUAAAAAAUCUACGGUUGAUCCGGAGGCCUGGCGUAAACGGUACUUUUGGGUGUCUGAAAGGUGAUGAACAAGCGAUCAUAGCUGCUGAUGACUACGAGAAGGACGAAGUAAAAGCUCUUCUACAGCGCAAGGAAACAUGGAAGCUUGAAAUGAAACAGAUCGCGCCGUUCGUCAAAUCACCGGCUAACUCCCCUCCAACAUCACACCUUCCUACUCCGGAGGCAUCAGAGACUCUGACUUUGCUGCAAGUCAUCACCAGCACGGCAUGCCCUGAUACAUUCACAUUCAUCGCGAGGGUGCUUGAUUUUUGGCCCUUGUAUUUGGAUCAAGCCACGUUCCUGGGUUGCCCUAAAUGUCACACAGUGUUACGCCGGCCUCAGACACAUUGUGUUGGCUGCAACGACGUCCUUGGCACAGGCUGUAAAUGGUUCUAUAAACUGAUGUUCCAACUGGAAGAUGAUGAAGGAAGCACUAUAACGGUUUCUGCCUGCAUACCAGAGUGUAAACUUCUAUUUGGGCUGCCUCCCGUCGACUUGGAAGCGGAUAAAGAGGCUUUUCUUAGAUUUAGGACUCGCCUACAACCCAUUAUCGGAAACCUGAUAGAAGUGCAUGAUGGUUAUGCAACGGAUGAGGACCUGCCUGUGGUUACCCCAACUCUGCGCUGUACCGUCCGGAGUUGGAGCGCGAAAGGUCAACGAUGGUAUGGACUUUUGGAAUGUACUCUGCUUUGA